Molecule: messenger RNA, 1789 nt
Organism: Merops nubicus (carmine bee-eater)
Lineage: Eukaryota; Metazoa; Chordata; Aves; Coraciiformes; Meropidae
Gene: FRMD4B
Product: FERM domain containing 4B
Exons: 10
Biological process (GO): establishment of epithelial cell polarity
Cellular component (GO): bicellular tight junction; adherens junction
Source: RefSeq, a predicted model, not a curated record
CUCAGAAUUUCAGUGUCAAGAAGGACCUUUGGUCAGAGUGGGCUGGUAGUGCAAACCUGGUAUGCAAACACUUCCCUGAUCAAGUCCAUCUGGGUGAUGGCAAUCAGUCAACACCAGUUUUACUUGGACAGAAAGCAAAGCAAAGCAAAAAUUCCUUCAGCCAGAAGUUUGGAUGAUAUCGCCAUGGAUCUGACAGAGAUGGGAACACCAAAAGUUUCCAAACUAGUGACUUUGGAAGGGAAGAACCAGCUUAUUAUGGCCAGCAAUGGCAGUUUGAUCUCAUCAGGCUCUCAGGAUUCAGAAGUAAGUGAAGAACAAAAGAAAGAGAAAAUUAUGGAGCUAAAGAAGAAAGAGAAGCUCCUUCAGGAAAAACUGCUUCAGAAAGUUGAGGAGCUGAAGAAAAUCUGCCUGCGAGAAGCGGAGCUGACAGGCAAGAUGCCCAAGGAGUAUCCUCUCAGUGCUGGAGAGGAGCCUCCCCAGGUCAGGAGACGUGUCGGCACGGCGUUCAAGCUGGAUGACAACCUGCUCCCCAGCGAAGAGGAUCCCGCUUUGCAGGAUUUGGAGAGCAACUUUAUCAUACAGCAAAAGCUGGUGGAAGCUGCAAAGAAACUUGCCAGUGAGCCAGACCUCUGCAAAAAUGUGAAGAAGAAAAGAAAGCAAGAGUAUGCUGAUGCCAUAAAAAAACUGCAAGAGAUAGAAAAUUCUAUAAAUGAAUAUAGAAUCAAGUGUGGCAAAAAACCAACCCAGAAAUCGACUCUUACUCUACCAGAUGAUAUAAUUCCAUCUGAGAGCAGCUCCCUGUCCGAUACAACCACCUAUGACGAUGCCAGUGAAUCGCUUCCUGUGCCAGCACAGAGACCCAGCUCUGCACAGCUUUCUCCAAGGCUUCCUCCACCAAAGUCCCUCGGGGUGGAGAGAAUUCAUCUCAGAAAGUCAUCCAUAAAUGAUCAGCUCUUGGAAACCAGACACUCCAGGGACCCUCUUUCAACUCACAGCAGUCCGUACCGGACCCUGGAGCGGCCAGCCCAGCCCCACGGGGGCAGGAGCAUGCCCACCACCCCCGUGCUCACGCGCAACGCCUACAGCAGCAGCCACUUGCAGCCAGAUGUUUCCCCACACCACUGCCGGCAGCGCAGCGGCAGCCUGGAAUCCCAAACGCAGCUGCUGUCGGGGAGCCCCGCCGAGCAGGCAGCCUUCGCCCUCUGCAGGGCCCAGCGGAGCAGCAGCACCGAGAUCCUGGACGACGGCUCCUCCUACACCAGCCAGUCGAGCGCCGAGUACUACUGCGUGGCGCCGGCCCCCGGCCCCCGCUACGCCGCCCAGACGGGUCAGGAGCAGCCUUCCUCCAGCUACUACAUCGCUGGCUACUCCCCCUACGCCGAGGCUGAGGUGUACUACAACGGGGGCUACCUGUACGAGAGCGACACGGAGGGGCAGUACAGCGUCAACCCCUCCUACCGCUCCCCGGGGCACUACGGGUACAGCCAGCACAGGGAGUUCAGGUCCUACCACGAGGAGGAGGUGGACAGAGUGCCACACAACCCCUACGCCACCCUGCGGCUUCCCAGGAAGCAGGUCGCUAAAACGGAGCAUAUAACCAAAAACAUUCACAAGGCCUUAGUAGCAGAGCAUCUCCGUGGUUGGUACCAGCGUGCCUCCAGUCAAAAGGAACAGGGUCACAGCCUGCAGGCGGGCUUUGAGUCUGACAGAGGAUCUCAAAGGAGUUUGGGCUUUGCUGCUCUGCAGGUGCCGUGCUCUCCUAGCAGCCGGGUGUCGUCGUUCUCCUCGG